This is a messenger RNA of Sceloporus undulatus (fence lizard), 1813 nucleotides long. It is a transcript of the gene CA10, whose product is annotated as carbonic anhydrase 10. Bases 1 to 1062 code for a protein of 353 amino acids. The record is from RefSeq and is a predicted model, not a curated record. The transcript is spliced from 10 exons. Gene Ontology annotation, molecular function: zinc ion binding; carbonate dehydratase activity. NCBI's taxonomy places the organism in Eukaryota, Metazoa, Chordata, Lepidosauria, Squamata, Phrynosomatidae.
AUGAAGAAAGUUGAACCACCUGAGGAUCAGCAGCCCAUACACCCUGAGAGCAGCCCAGAACCUGCCUCAGUUGGGCAGAAGAUUGUUUGGGAGGUGCUUUUUCUUCUGCAAGCCAAUUUCAUCGUCUGCAUUUCAGCUCAACAGAAUUCACCAAAAAUCCAUGAAGGCUGGUGGGCUUAUAAAGAGGUGGUCCAGGGAAGCUUUGUUCCAGUUCCUUCCUUUUGGGGCUUGGUGAAUUCAGCCUGGAAUCUUUGCUCUGUUGGAAAACGGCAAUCACCAGUUAAUAUAGAAACCAGCCAUAUGAUCUUUGAUCCCUUCCUUACUCCUCUUCGCAUAAACACAGGGGGCAGAAAGGUCAGUGGGACAAUGUAUAAUACAGGGAGGCAUGUUUCUCUUCGACUGGACAAAGAACAUUUGGUUAACAUCUCUGGAGGACCCAUGACAUACAGUCACCGCUUGGAAGAAAUACGGUUACAUUUUGGCAGCGAAGACAGCCAAGGAUCAGAACACCUACUGAAUGGACAAGCUUUCUCCGGGGAGGUUCAACUAAUCCACUAUAACCAUGAGUUGUAUACAAAUGUUACAGAAGCUGCAAAAAGUCCCAAUGGCUUGGUGGUAGUUUCUAUAUUUAUGAAAGUAUCCGAAUCAUCAAAUCCAUUUUUAAAUCGUAUGCUUAACAGAGAUACCAUUACAAGAAUAACGUAUAAAAAUGAUGCAUAUUUACUGCAGGGACUUAAUAUUGAGGAACUCUACCCUGAAACCUCUAGUUUCAUUACAUAUGAUGGGUCAAUGACAAUUCCACCCUGCUAUGAAACAGCAAGUUGGAUACUAAUGAACAAACCUGUCUACAUAACAAGGAUGCAGAUGCAUUCAUUAAGAUUGCUAAGCCAGAAUCAGCCUUCACAAAUUUUUCUGAGUAUGAGCGACAACUUCAGACCAGUCCAGCCUCUCAACAAUCGAUGCAUCCGAACAAACAUCAACUUUAGUUUACAAGGGAAAGAUUGCCCAAACAAUAGAGCACAGAAGCUACAAUAUAGAGUAAAUGAAUGGCUCCUCAAGUGAUUAAGAGAAAAGGAGGAAGAACUCUUAACCUCAGUGGAAUGCUACUACUGUGAAUUGACGUGAUUCAGAAUGCCCCAGCCUCAUUCAGUUUUUGGUCUUUGUACUUCAUAGAUGGCAGAUGCACAACUGUGCUCCAACAAAAAAGGAGGUCCAGUUGGGAAUUCAGCUAAAUGAAAAUUAUUCAUAUGAUCGGUCGUAACAAACAAACAAACAAACAAACAAAAAGACAAUAUCUCCUGUUAACAUGAUUACAAUUUUGAUACUGUUUUCCUGAAACUACUAUAGCUCACAAACAAAAGACUUUUCAGACUUUGUACAUAUGAAAUUCCUCUGCUGUUCCCCUUCUCUCUUCCUCCCCUUCCCAUUAUCCUCCCCAUUUAAAAAAUGGUGGUUCACUACCGCAUCCAAGUGGAUUUGUGUUCUGUGUGCCAAGUAAUCCUUGGAAAGCUCUCAUUAUAUCACUCUCAUUACUGGUUACUGGCAAAGCAGAACUAGAAGAUUGUAAGGAAACUUAUUUCUGGAUCGUGAUCCUUCUGUUUAUUUAAUAAUGGACAGAUACUGAGAUAAGUAUUGUAAAUAGAUCACUGAAGAAUAUAAAGGAAAUUGAAAUAUUUUCCCAUCAUCACGUAUCUGUAGUAGGAACUGCCAAGACUGAAUUUAAUCCAUUUUUCAGUUUCUUGUUUUACAAAGGUCAUACAUUGUGUUUGGUUACUGUUAACAAUUCAAUAAAUGUGUUUAACAAAUUAAUUUA